Messenger RNA from Lucilia cuprina (Australian sheep blowfly), 4714 nucleotides. Its product is annotated as protein RUFY3. NCBI's taxonomy places the organism in Eukaryota, Metazoa, Arthropoda, Insecta, Diptera, Calliphoridae. Gene Ontology annotation, molecular function: metal ion binding. Bases 974 to 3661 code for a protein of 895 amino acids. Gene Ontology annotation, cellular component: cytoplasm. The transcript is spliced from 7 exons. The record is from RefSeq and is a predicted model, not a curated record.
GAUAUUUUUACGAUAUUGAACAUAGUUAGGGUAGCGAAGCACCCAGGGUAUGCUAGUUGGUAUAAUAAAACUAGAUCAAUGAUCAAAUUUUACACUUACUAGGAGAAUUUAUUUGAAGUGCUUUUAUGGCAGCGAAAUUUAACUAAUAAAGAUGUAAAAAACUAGAUUAGUGAUCAAAAAAAUCUUUCAUCCAACAUACAACUAACACUUUUAACAGCUGAUAAAAACAGAAAAACAGUUUAAGAACCCCUGGCCCAAAUGGAAUAACUAAUACGCCCACAAUGCAAAAAUAAACUAAAAACAAAACAUGACAAACAAACAAAAAAUCAAUAAUACCAUUCACAUCAACCACCACCACUUUCAAAUUCACCACUUAAAAAUGCAAAAAGGAAACAGGGAAAUGUGAGCAAAUAACACACCAAAGAACUUAUACGUGAAAUAAAGUUUUCAGUUGUAGUUACAUAUUGGUGAAAUAUACAAGGCAAAAUAGAAAAAGAAAAUUUAACUCGAUUACCAAAAAGAAAAAAGUGAAAUUUAUUUCAAAUUUUUAUAAAAUUUUUAUUUUAUUUCUGUUUAAUAACACAAAUAAGUUCAAUUUAAAUUUAAUUCAGUUAAAGAAACCCCUUAAAUUAUACUACAAAAAUUCAACAAGAAAAAUUUAAAGUAGAAAGAAAAAAAGGUAAUAGAACAUCGUCAUUCGUUCAAGGAGCUAACUUCGAUUUUUCACAAAUCAAAAUGAAAAUGUUUGAUUGAAAAACGAAGGAAUAGCGACAUGAUUAUGGUACAACAAAAAAAAACAUUUUUAUUGUUCUAUUUAUAGGAUCAGGAUAUUAAAAUAAAAAUAGUACCUUAAAAAAAUAUUUUUGUGAUUUUGAUCAUUAAAAAAGUAAAAUCUGUUUUAAAGGCAAACAUAAUUUUGUUGUAAGAAAUCAACAAAAUAAAAUUUGCCACAUCUAAAGAAAAAAUUACGAAUAUGCGUGCUUUGGUCGAAGAUACAAAAAAACUAAGCGUGAAUAAUAACAAUAACAAUAAUAACGACAUUGCAAAUAGCGAGGUGACAACAACAGUUGCAAGACACUCUAACAAAACGGCAAGUACAGUAGUAAAAAAAUUAAAUACAACAAAAAUUGCAACCAAACCAAAUAUACAGCAGCCAGUAAGUAAAACUAAAGUGGCUGCGACAGCUAAGACAACAGUGGCAACAGCAGCAAAACCUUCAACAGGGCUUAAGACACCAAACACAGAAAAAUCAACAGUGGCAACAGCAGCAAAACCUUCAACAGGGUUAAAGACACCGAACAUAGAAAAACCAACAGCAGCUGCAGCAGGUGAAGCCGCAGCUAAAACGUCUUUUACCAAUAAAACGUACAAAAUGCAACAGCAGCAACAAACGACAAUAACUAAUACCACCAAUACCAAUAAUAAGGCAGGAAAAGUUGCAGCAAAUUGUCCUUCACCUCCAACGACCGGAGUGAAAUUGCGUACCAAGCAACAACCACAACCCAAAAAUGACAAGAAAGAAAAUCACAAUAACAAUACCACAACAACUGGUCCAACCACAACGUCAUCAACAACAAUUGCUUUGCCCAAAGCAGCACAUGCUAAUACCACGGAAGAAAUUGCCGGUGGUGUGCAGGAUACAAUUUACUUGUGCAAUUUUCGUGUCUCGGUGGAUGGUGAGUGGUUGUGCUUGAAAGAACUGCAGGAUAUCGAUAGUAAUCCCGCUAUCUCGGCCUCUGAUGGACGUUUAGCUGGCAGUGGUAGUGGUGGUGGCGGUGGUGGUAUUGGAGGUCAACGACCUUAUUCGAUGUAUUCGCAAAAGCACAAACGCUAUUCGGCCGGUGAUCGUAGCUCGUAUGGCGGUGGCGGCGGUUUCGAGGAUAAUGGUAUAUUUGCAUUACACAAUUUUAUAGCUGGUCGUCGUUUGUAUGAUGAACAGGGUCACGCUUUUCAUACAAAUAUGCUUACUGCACCCCAUGCACGAGAAAGUGGCUUUAUUGGUGUUUUUGGUGGUGGUGGCGGGGGUGCUAGUCAAAGUUCGAAUGAAUGGUCAAAUCUUUCCCGUGAUCCUGCUGAAAUAGAACGUAGUAAUUUGGUAAAUAUUUGUAAAUUGGUGGUAAAAGAAUUACUUGAACAAUCGGUGCGCUAUGGACGUAUGUUGGACUCUGAUCAUUUGCCCUUGCAACAUUUCUUUAUUGUUAUUGAACAUGUUUUGGGUCAUGGUUUGCGUACAAAAAAGGGCCUCUUGGGUCCUCGCAAAGAACUGUGGGAUCUUUUACAAUGCGUAGAAACCUAUUGUCCCGAGGCUCAGGAUAUAACUGCCAGUGUUCGUGACUUACCAACGGUACGUACUCAUAUAGGUCGUGCACGUGCCUGGCUGCGUAUUGCUUUAAUGCAGAAAAAACUUUCGGAUUAUUUACAAGCUCUAAUAGAGCAUCGCGAAGAUGCUUUAUAUGAAUAUUACGAACCACACGCUUUAAUGAUGAGCGAUGAGAUUGUCAUCAUAAUGGGCAUUUUAGUGGGUCUUAAUGUUAUCGAUUGUAAUUUAUGUGUUAAAGAGGAAGAUCUUGAUUCACAACAGGGUGUCAUAGAUUUUUCUUUAUAUUUACGUUCGAGUUCUCGUAACAAUGACAAUGAUAAUGACGAAGAAUGUAAUCAGACAAUUGAUGCUAAUGGACAAGGCAAUAUGAUUGCUGUUUUGGACCAAAAAAAUUACAUUGAAGAAUUAAACAGACAUUUGAAUGCAACAGUAGCAAAUUUACAAGCCAAAGUUGAAUCGUUAACUACCACAAAUGCUCUUAUGAAAGAAGAUUUAGCUAUUGCCCGUAAUAGUUUAUUAGCUUUACAAGCGGAAAAUCAAGCAAUGAGGCAAAAUUCUCAAAUAAAUGCUGGCCCACCUUCAAUUAACUCAAACCAAAGUGACAAUAGUUCAAAUUCCAAGGAAAAUGACAAAGCCGUAGUGGAAUCCCUAAAAGCUGAGCUAGAAAAGGAAAAAAAGAAAUAUUCGGAAUUAGAUAAAGAAUUAAAAUUACAAAUCUCACUUAAAGCUGAAUCAGAUAUGGCUAUGAAACUAUUAGAGAAGGAUAUACAUGAAAAGCAGGAUACUAUUGUAUCCUUGAGACUACAAUUGGAUGAAAUAAAACAAAUCAAUUUGGAAAUGUAUCGUAAAUUACAGGAAUGUGAAGCUGAACUAACACAAAAGGGCGAAAUGGUGGCACGCCUACAAACAAAAGCCUCGCAAAUUGGCAAUAUUUUACAAUCGUUAGAAAAGAAAUACGAACAGCAGCAGAUACAAUCAACUUCCGGUUCAUCGUCAGCGGCCGAUAGAUCUCCCAGCACUAGACGACAACAAAAUCUGCAAAAAUUCGAAGCUUUAACUAAAAAACAUAAACAGGAUAUUGGACCGCCUAUGAAACGUUUACAUUUGAAAAUGGAUGGUAUACCACCCUUCAAUCCUAACAACUAUCGUAAAUCACCUUCAACAACGGAUAAAUACCAUGAAUCUAUAGCCGAAGUUAAGACACCAGUAUCGGCUAAAUCGCUAAAACUUUCCGAUGAAGAGGAUAAUACUGGUAACGCUGACAUGCCGCCAGCUUCACUACCCGAUAAUGCUGUGACCAAAAAUGAUUAUCUUUUUAAAGAGGAAAAGGCAGCUUAUUAAGUCAAACAGAAUUAUAUUUUUUUGGUUUUUGUUUGAUAUUUUAAACGCAUUUAUUGAAAUUUGCUGAGUUUUACUUUUUUAAGUUGUUUGCCAAAACUUUAUUUUCUAUAAAUUUAAGUGAUACAAUUAGAGUCAUUCGGAGAUGAUUUAAGAGUUAGCCGUUAAGUGUAAAAGAAAAAUUUUGUUCGAUCACAACUUAAAAUUUGAGAAAGUUUUUUUGGAUUACCUAACUACUUAAAAUGAUCAACAAGAAAUUUCACUUUAUUAUUAGAUUAGUAAAAAUCUUUGAAACAACUUCAAAGUGUAAACUAAGUAGAAGGGAAUAUGGGAAUAAACUUUUCUAAAUGUAGGAAUUUUCUCACUGCGACGUCUCUAUCUUCCGAAGUCACUCGAUAAUUUCCUCGAGAGCAACAAUUUUGACAUGUAGGUCAUCCAUUCAUCCCAAAUACUGUCCAACUUCUUCACGACUGUGUUGGUUGCAAAGUCAGUAUUUAAAAAUAGAUCGACGAAGCCGCCAAUACUUUUCCUACCCUCAUUAGCUUGUUUUUAUUUUUAUUAUGUUUAUAUACAUUCUUUAAAUUAGUCCCACUAGAAAUGUAUGUACAAGGACUGAAACUAUUAAAAAUCUAUGUUUUAUACUAACGUAGAGGGAGCCUUAAAUUACAAGUUUCAUUAUGUACGAGCCAAUCUGGUUCUACCCAACAAAAUCUUUACUUACUCUGUAAGUACGCAAGUACUAUUGGAAAAAAGUGUAAGUACUCACUUUUUGGGUAAAUAACUGAUUUUCAAGAAUGUUAUAUGGUUAGGUUACGUUGAUAGGAGGAUGUAUACUACAUCAAAUCCGAAGAAACACGCCUAGGGCGCUAUGGGGCCUGUUGUGUAUUCCUUAUUGUAAAAAAAGUUCACUGAAUGAAUUUUAGUGUCAGGAAACUCAGUUUCCUGAACGUUAUUCCUAAGAAUCUUCCAAUGAGUUGAUUAAAAAUGUUAUUUGCGGAAUUACAUCACUUCCAAGAUACUUGGAUCUAACUUCGACAAAUGCCUAGCAGUGGCAAA